Diachasmimorpha longicaudata is the source of this 3906-nucleotide messenger RNA. It is a transcript of the gene Arl4, whose product is annotated as ADP-ribosylation factor-like protein 4C. Gene Ontology annotation, cellular component: cytoplasm; plasma membrane. The transcript is spliced from 4 exons. Lineage: Eukaryota; Metazoa; Arthropoda; Insecta; Hymenoptera; Braconidae. The record is from RefSeq and is a predicted model, not a curated record. The coding region runs from base 586 to 1212 and encodes 208 amino acids. Gene Ontology annotation, molecular function: GTPase activity; GTP binding. Gene Ontology annotation, biological process: vesicle-mediated transport; intracellular protein transport.
CUGUUGCUGUCUCGCGAUCUUGUUUCACCAGUGUCCGAGAGGAAGUCUCGCCAAAGCUUUCGUUACUGUGUGUGCUCUACACCGUGAGCAAUGCCCAGUGAUAAAUUCUUCCCCCAAGCUCAUUAUUUGAACUAGUCUCCCUCCGUGAAUUGAAGCCGCUUAUUCCGUCAUUGUCCCCAUUCACUCUGUGAAGAAAGUUCAAACCAAUUGCAGUUAAUAAACCCUUCGCCAUCCGUUCCAAAUGAUGAGAAAACCCUCAGACAUUUGAAAAAGCCUCGACAGUUGUGACUUGGCCGUAUGUUUUUGCUGUCUCCAAAUGAUGUUCCUCUCCUGAAGCCCCGUCGGUUGUCGAAUAAAAGUGCAAAACACGAUUUAACAAUCGAAAGAAGUGCAAAGCGAAUGAAUAGUUGAAAAGAAAGUGUACCACUCGUAUGAAUCAUUGAAAAAAAGUGGAAAAGUGUCGCAAGAAAAUUCUAAAAUCGGAUACUGCAGUCUUGAAAAUGAUGUUGGAGAGAUUACGCAAAGUGCAGUGAAUAUCCUAGAUGCGUGUUUUUGUAAGCGAGAGAGGAUUGAGAGGCUGAGGGAAUGGGUGCUGGUAUGGGUAGAACAGGAACGAGUGGCGGUGGUAUUCUCGAGGCACUACCAACUGGUACACCGCUUCACGUUGCCAUGCUUGGCCUAGACAGUGCUGGUAAAACAACAGCACUUUAUCGAUUGAAGUUCGAUCAGUACUUGAAUACAGUACCAACAAUUGGAUUCAACUGCGAGAGAAUUCGUGGGGGCAUUGGAAAGGCGAAAGGUGUAAAUUUUCUGGUUUGGGACGUGGGAGGUCAGGAGAAGCUGAGGCCACUUUGGAAGAGUUACACCAGGUGUACAGAUGGCAUUAUUUUUGUGGUCGACUCUUGCGACACCGAGAGACUCGAAGAAGCCAAGAUGGAGCUCACGAGGACGGCGAGGAGUUCUGAUAACGCAGGUGUUCCCGUUCUCAUUUUGGCUAAUAAACAAGACUUACCAGGUGCCAAAGACGUGGGCGAACUGGAAAAACACCUCGGCGUCCUAGAGUUGACCAGUUCACCGGGUAGUUCCUGCAUAAAGGUCCAACCAGCUUGUGCCAUUACCGGAGAAGGGCUCCACGAGGGCCUCGAUACACUCUAUCAGCUCAUUCAGAAACGACGUAAACUCGUGAAAUUGAAUCGGAAAAGGGCGAGGUAGGCCCGGGCCUCGGAGGACUGUACGUGCGUAUUCUGAUACUGUCCUCGAAUCACUGGAUUCAGAUGUACUGAUGCAUUGGUGAUGCACCAAACUCGUCAAUCAAGUUUUUCAGCGGCAUUCGAUUUUGGAAGAAUCAUUGUUGCGUAAGAAAUGGACAAUUUGUUUUUUUUCUAUUUUGAGAGGUAUGAGCUAGAGAGAGUGGCCAGAGGAAGGAAGCAACGAUUUUUUGAGGUUAGAGAUAACCAACCAUAGAUGUGGUGUGAUAAAACUUGAGGAGAUUCAAGGGAUUAUUUACAAAAUUAUUUUUAAUUAACUCUUUUGCUAAACAUCUGUUCUUUUAAAAAUCCUCAUGGUUUUAUAUCAGAAACUUCUCAUUGGAAAUCAAUAUUCAAAAAAAUUUCAAACAACGAACAAGUCGUUCUUUGAGAUAUUCAUGUAAUUAUGUUGACAAAAAAUUCCCUCUUUACUCAAGCAGUUUUAUCAUUUCACACGAUUGAAAUUGCACAAGCGAAGUAAAUGUUGUUCGUUACCAAACAAAAACAUUCGUGAACGAAAAAAAAAAACAAUGUAAUCCCGUAGAUGCAGCCACAUAUUUAUGUCAGAAUGAAAAAUAGACUGUGUCGAAUUAUGACUGACGUCUAUUGCCGAGUUAAUCCAUCAAAUCCUACGUACUUGUGCCUCACUUACAUAUUUUGCACCAUUUUUCUAUUAAUUCCUUCCUCAUGUUUGUGUCUAUGAUGUUUGUAAAAUUGCCCUGGUGCUUCCGAGGAGUUUGUGCUACUUGUUUUUGUUGAGUUGCCGACUGAGAUGAGUCAAGCGAGCUUUCUAGUGUUAAUCAUUAAGGGGAGAUUGCACUGAAAUUUUCAAGCCUUAGAGAGCCUUUAUUUAUCGUGAUGUUGAAUGUGCUGCUUCAAUUUCCAUGCAAAGAAAUAAUCUCUGCUUUUUUUCAUCAGAAGAAUCUUCAAAUGCCCUUUAUUGCCAAAUAUUUAGAAACCUCGUGAAACUGUUAACAUAUCGUGAUAAAUUAUGAUAAACCCUAGAAAAAUGUGUAUCAACCUUGUGAGAUUUUUGGCGACUGUACACUAAAAGACGGUGUGUGAAAACGAGGUUAGAGUUUACAAUCUUUACUCCCACGUCUGUUUUUUGGGCCUACUGUGAAAGUACCUUAACAAAAUUAAGCAGUAGAGUCAUCAAUACGAUAAAUGAAUUUCGAAACUUCACGGCAGACUCCCCUAGAUUGGCGUAAUCAGUUAAAUUAGCAAGGGACUAAGAAAAUUAUUGAGUGUUUUCAUAAAUUCAGGGGGGUAUUUUGAACGUCAUUGCUGGCAAUUGAUGGUCAAUUAUUCGUUAAUGAUUGUUUUGGAAAUACAUAUCGUUUUUUCGCAUAUUUCCGAGCUUUUUGUGGUCCCGAAGUUGAUCAUUUAUCACUGUUCUCCCUACAAUAGAAGUUUUUGCUCAGUAGUCAUUUUGUUUUUUUUUUUUUUCAUUGAGUUCUGGUUUUCGAUCCAAUUAGUGGUCUGUGGAGUGUGAGAGAUAAAAAGCUGAUUAAUUCAGUGAUAAAAUGAUGAAUCCGAGUGAGACGAAAUUUACAGGUCGCUUAUUAGUCGAUUGAUUUUCAAUCGAGAAAAAUGUCAGAGGGAAAAUAGACAUGACGUUACGAGGAUUUCAUCAAAUUUUUCCCAGAGUUUCACAGAAUGAGAAUGGGAAAGAUUUAGAUUCCUAUUUCGUUCACUCUUUCGAAUGAAUAUCGGAAAAUCCAUUUUUAUCGGAUGAAGCCAUAUUUUGUUGGGGUUUCGGGACCGUAAAGAGGUCAAGGGGUCAUCAGGCUGCGCUUACGAAUGAGAAACGUUCUAGUUAUCUAUGAAAACAAUUUUCAAUAGACCAUUCCUUUUAAAAUUCGUUGUCUGAUCAGUCGCAUUUCAUCAUUUUUUCUACUGAAUACAAAAUUAGAAAUUCCGCACCUCCACUCGACCACAUUCCGUGCAACCCAUUCACGCGUCUAAAAUAAAGUGAUAAUACUAGUCGACAUUGACAAACAUUGUUUUUAUUUUUUUUAAUAUCUACCAAUAUAUUACUGAAUGAGUGUGGCAAUAAUAAAGAUUUUUGUAAAUACAAGUAUUUCUACUGCGUCACUGUAAAGUGUACGACACUUAGAGUUUGUAAUAAAGAUUUGAACAAUUACUUGAGCAGGUGGAAUAAUCGAGCCUCCAACGAUUGAAAGUCACAUUAAAACUCAGUAAAUAAUUAUCGAUGGAAGAUUUGUUCAAGCAAAUGAGUCUUAGAUGUUAAGGGAACUGUAUAAGAAAUUAAUGUUGUUUUUUAUAACGAAAAAAAUGCUAUGACGACAAAUGUAUUAUUACGAGAAUUGUAUACUUGUACUUGCCCUUGUUGUGUUUUAUUAGUCUCGAAUAUUUUAUCUCGAGUUUUUCAUUGAUGAGAGGGGAAAUACCACUGGGACUUGUUUAUAAUUGUGUUGGGAGUGAACGUCAUUAAUGUAGAUAAUUUUUUGUGUAAAAUAUAUAGAAAAAUUUGGUGGGAGUGUUCUGUUCACCCAUGGAUAUCAUAUUUAUGCAGUAGAUUGUUUAUCUGUAUCAUUCAAUAAUUCGGAGAUCAGAUGAGAAUUGGCAGUAUUACGUAUAAUUUUUGGAGUGAACACAAAUUCUUUUAAAAGAAUAAAUCCGAUGAGAAAAUUUA